AUGUCAACAAUCGACAGAGUCGCCAUCAUCGGUGCUGGCCUUUCUGGCCUAACCCUUGCUCUAGCCCUACACAGACAAUCCAUCCCCUGCUCCCUCUACGAGGCUCGAUCAUCUCCCCUCAAUAUCGGCGGUGCAAUCAUGAUCUCCCCGAACGCACUUCGCAUCCUUGACCAGCUAGGCGUCUACGAGCGCAUCCGCCCAGAAGGCUACGAGUUUGACAAAUUAUACUUCCGCUCCCCGGACCACCAGCCCAUGGAUACCUACGAUUUCGGAGGCACAGAGAAAUAUGGCUACCACGGGAUGCGCAUCUACCGACAUGUUCUCAUCCGGGAGCUCUCCGCCAUGGUCAGCGAGGCGAAAAUCCCAAUUAAAUAUCACAAGAAAUUCGGCCGCGUGGUCACCGAAACAGAAGAGGAUAUCACCUUUGAAUUCGCGGACGGCACCACCGAAACCGCAACCUGCCUCGUUGGCGCGGACGGCAUCCACUCCCGCGUGCGAAAAUACCUCUAUCCAGACCUCGAGCCCAUCUUCACUAACAUCGUCGCUGUGACGGCCGCUGUGCCGACGAGCCAGCUCCAGGUCCCCAGCGGGUAUGGCCUCCCAGUGACGAUCCUGAAUAGGACGCACGGGGCAUUCGUCAUUGCGCCGCAGUUAGCCGAUGGCUCAGAGGUGCUUAUCGGGCGGCAAAAGCGGGCACAGCAGCUAAGCCGGGAGGGGUGGGAUGAGCUGCUAAGUAAUAAGGAGUGGUGCGUGGAUUUCCUGCGGGAGGGGGCGGACGCGUUUCCAGAGAUCGUGCAACGGGCUGUGGCGGAUAUCACGACCGACAAGAUCAAUCUGUGGCCUUUUUAUGUGGUGCCCAAGCUUGGGACGUGGAGCUCGGAGCAUUCCCGGGUGAUGAUAUUAGGGGAUGCGGCGCAUGCGAUUCCGCCGUCUGCGGGACAGGGUAUUAAUCAGGCGUUUGAGGAUGUUUUCACAUAUGCUCUCAUCCUUGGACGGUCGGGUAAGGAGUCUCUGUCUCUUGAGCGAGCAUUGAAGAUUUGGCAGGAGGGGCGGCAGGAGCGGUUGGAUAAGGUGCUGGCGCUGAAUGCGCAGAUUGAUAAACGGAGAAUGCCAACCGUGGGAGACGAGAAGGAUGCAGAGGAGCCGUUUGACUUGGAAUGGUUGUAUAAGCCGGAUUUCGUGGAAAUGGUGGACGGCUGGCUUUCAAGGAUGGAUAACUGA
Molecule: messenger RNA, 1221 nt
Organism: Aspergillus pseudoviridinutans
Lineage: Eukaryota; Fungi; Ascomycota; Eurotiomycetes; Eurotiales; Aspergillaceae
Product: FAD-dependent oxidoreductase
Exons: 1
Coding region: 1-1221 (406 amino acids)
Biological process (GO): secondary metabolite biosynthetic process
Molecular function (GO): FAD binding
Source: RefSeq, a predicted model, not a curated record